GUGCCUGCGACAGCAUCUCCAGCACCUCCCCUGGCUCCUCACCUUGCUGGCCCGGUACAGGUACAUGGGGGCCUCUGGCACCCUGAGGCACAGCCCGAUGGAGCCCUGUGUGGUGGAGAUGUUGAUGAGAGCGGCCCUGCUGCAGCUCAGAUGCUCCUUCUCCUGGCUGCCUGCUCCAUGAGUGGCAGAAAUUCCUGCUGCAAGGACGCAGAUGCUGCAUGAAGAUGUGGCAAGCCUGCAGUUUGUGUCUUGCUGGAGUGCAGUGCCAGCAGGUGGUGAUGUGCUGGCCAUGCAGGUGCCCAUUAUUCUGUCAGGAGACUGGACCCAUGGGUUUGCUUCCCUCCAUGGGAGCUUUAUUUCACUUGACAAUCAGGGAAUGGGCAUUGGCUUGGAGGAGGCAAGAUCAAGACAAGAGAUGUGUUCUCGUGCCCAUGUGGGGAAUGUCCUGGCUCAGGGGACCAGGGCAGGGGCAUGAGAUCAGCCUGUUCCCAGUGUUGUGUGGGUCUGAUGUGGAAAGCCCUUCUUGUGAAGGUGUCCAGCCCAUGGGAGCCAUGGAGCUUCCCACAUCCCUUCCACGUGCUGCUCCUUUCGUCCUCAUCCAGAUCAUCUUCUCCUGGCUCAUGGCAGCACGUUUGCCAAGGACAGCAGAAUUUGCCUGGAGCCACCAAGGGUUUUUUGCCCUUUGGAAACAAGGACUGGCUUCCUGCCCUUUGGAAACAAGGACUGGCUUCCAGACAGGAUAUUUUUUCAGGGGUUUAAAGGUCAGGAGCUCUUGCUCCUCCCCGAUCCAUGGGUUGGUGUAAACCCUGAGUGGGCGGUGUGUAUGUUGAAAAUGCAAUAAGGAAGAAUUAGGGAGCAGAGCAAACAGUGAGAGCUGGAGCAGAGGAGGACAAGCAGCAUGGCAGAGCUCAGUGUCCGCUCCGUUCUGGUCACUGGGGCCAACCGAGGCCUCGGCCUGGGACUCGUCCAGCAUUUCCUGAGGAUGCCAAAACCACCACAGUGGAUCUUUGCAGGCUGCCGGGACCCCAAAGGACAGAGAGCACAGGAGUUACAGAAUUUGGCCUCCAAGCACCCCAACAUCAUCAUCAUCCCGCUCGAAGUUGCCGACCCCACCAGCAUCAAGGCAGCUGCAGCCAAGGUUGGGGAGCACCUGGGGGACUCUGGGCUCAACCUCCUCAUCAACAAUGCUGGAAUUCUGAAAACGAACACACUUGAUGCUGAGACACUGGAGGACAUGAGUGAGGUUUACACCACCAACACCAUUGGUCCCCUGCUGAUGGGCCAGGCAUUUCUGCCCUUGCUGAAGAAGGCUGCCCAGGGGAGCCCAGGCUCAGGGCUGAGCUGCAGCAAGGCUGCCAUCAUCAACAUAUCCAGCACUGGUGGCUCCAUUGGUGCUUUACUGACUUGGAAUAGGAUUCAAGCCACCUCGUACCGCUGCAGCAAGGCUGCUCUGAACAUGCUGAGCAAGUGCCAGUCCCUGGCGUACAAGGAGCACGGCAUCCUCUGCGUCGCUCUCCACCCUGGCUGGGUGCAAACAGAUUUGGGCUCUGCUGUUGGAAAGCCCCCUGUGACAGUGGAUGACAGCGUGCAAGGAAUGCUGAAGGUCCUCUCCUCCCUCUCUGAGAAGGACACAGGCACCUUCCUGGACUGGGAAGGCAAGGUCAUACCCUGGUGAGAUACCACUUCAGGAUCCUGGUGCCCAAAAAGUGCCUUGGGCCCUGCUCCCAUAUUUUCUACAUCCUCAAUAAACUCCUGCUGAGACCCCCA
This is a messenger RNA of Oenanthe melanoleuca, 1767 nucleotides long. Its product is annotated as C-factor-like. The transcript is spliced from 6 exons. Bases 899 to 1675 code for a protein of 258 amino acids. The record is from RefSeq and is a predicted model, not a curated record. NCBI's taxonomy places the organism in Eukaryota, Metazoa, Chordata, Aves, Passeriformes, Muscicapidae.